AACACUUUUCACCUGUAAUAUGCGCGCCUGUGAAGACCUGUUUUUAUUGUCUAUGGUGAAGACCCUUCCAAGAGACCGACUAACAACAGAAAAUUGCUAACUGGUGGAGAAAAUGGCUGACAUAAUAACAACUGAAUAUGAUGAUGACUCUGGAAACGAUUUCAUUCAGUGCGAAUAUUGUGACAAAAGUAUCCGGGGUGACACUCAGUACAGAAUUCACCUAACAACAAGUCAGCAUUUGAAGAAAAAGGAGUCCAUGAAUCUCUGGGAUGACAUGCCAGUUUGGGAGAGCUUCUUGGAUUACUUGGAUUACCUGAAACUUGAUGAACCAAUCAUUGGCCUGAGUUGUUUGGAGCAGACGGAAUCUCAAGUACUUGGUAAUGGCCAAUUUCGGCUAAAAUACAAGUGCAAGAUGUGCAAUUUAGAGGCAGACUUGCCUGCAAUGGCCAGUCAUGUUGUGGGUCGGAAGCACCGGCAGAAGUUUUUGGAAUUGCAAAGGCCUGAUUUGAUAACAUGGGACAACAAGUACUCUCUCAGCCAGCAGGGAAAGGUAAUCAGGGCCAAGGCAGAAGUCAUAGAGAGACAAGAAGGCCGUGGAAAACCUGUGGAUUUGCAUCCAACACGAAGGAAUUCCAGAGGAAAUGGCCCUCAGAGAGGUAAUGGUCCCCCAAAUCCAAGAUUUCAAAAUCCAAGACCGAACAUGGGACCACAGCAGGGAGGUCUGGAUAGAGGCCAGCAGCGAUAUGGCCCUGCAGACAUGGACAUCCCACCGCAAGACUUCCCUGAAGACCCUCGUUACCAAAGAAAACGUGUUGAUGAUGGCUACUACUCAGCUAGAAGUGGUCCUGAUUAUCCUGAAGAUGCUCCCUUUCAACAUGGCUACCAAGAAGACAACGAUCAUGUCAGGCCCCCUUUCCCUGAGAGUGGUGAAUAUGGGCAAAGGUAUCCCAAAGACAACGGUCGUGAGGAGCCAUACCCAGAAGAUGACCACCGUAGAAGGCCAUUCAUGGAUGACCCUCCAAGGCAAGCAUUUGACAAAGGUGACCGCUAUGAGCCAUCUUACUACGAAGAUGAACCUCGGGGGCAGCCACCACCAGGAGAUGACCAACGUCCCUACGUGGGUGAUAACCACUCUGGACAGCGCUUCUCAGACAGGGACUUUCCUCCCAAUCCCUAUGCCAGGGCAUACCAGGAAGAGGCUCCUCGCCAGCGCCCUGACGACAGUUAUGGUGAGCGGGUGUUCUCUGAGAGAGACUCCAGUGGACAUUUGUUUCCCCAGACUGACCGUCGUCAGCCCGGUGUCCCUGAGAACCGAAAACAGGCGUAUCCUGAAGAGGGUGCCUUUGACAGAAAUGUCCAGGAAGAUGUUGAAAGGGAUCGCUACGGUCGUCGUGAGUCUACUGAAUGGCACCCGAAAGCAGACACUGAUCGCCGUUUCUCAGGUCGUAGUGAUGGUGAACAACAAUACUCUGAACGUGGUUUUGAACCUCAUCGCAGCAGUCACGGAGACGGGAGAGAGAGGAGUUUCUCCGGCUAUGACACCGAGAGGAAUAGGGGUGAUGAAGCCAGGUUUGGCGGAGCCAUCUCUGAAUCUAGAAUGGAGAGAGAUUGGGCAGAGGCUCGAGGACCACCGUCACGGCCCAGUGACGUACUUGGAAGGCCCAGGUCAGAUUUCCCACAGCAUCAGGGAGCUCCACAACAGGAGUCUCUACCUAGCAGGAAGAGGAGGAGCAGGUUCUCCGAUUGCACAGAAGCAGAGAAAGAACUCCUGCAAAAAUAUCAGAUGGCCCAAACUGUUUCUGAGAGACUUGCUCAGAAUCCACCUACAAAAAUCCAGAAGCACUCUGAGAGUGCCCGCUUGAGAGAGGAUUACAGGGAGCGUGGAGGAGCUCAACAAGAUCCUGCCAAUGUCAUGGAUGUUCUUAAAGAUGUCCAGAUUGACAGUGUGGAAGAAGCCAACUUUCUGAAGAAUAAACUGUGUUCACUGCUGAAAGAGUUUCAGGCCAAUAAAUCAGGAGUGAGAGACGAUCAGACUGCCCCAAUGGGUUCCCGAGAUUAUGAACAACCAAGAAGGGAUAGCGUUGAACGGCUACUGUUUGAUGAAUAUAGCCAGCGAAGGAGAGAAAUGACAGCAGUUGGGCGAGAUCGCGACGAGAGUCAAGAACGGCCACCGUCUGACUACAACUACCGUGUAAAAGAAAUGUCAGCAGUUGGCCGCAGUCAUGACGAGAUUCAAGAACGGACACCGUCCGACUUCGGCUACCGUGCAAGAGAUAUGUCGACAGUUGGGCGUAGUCAUGAUGAGAUUCAGGAACGGCCACCUUCUGAUGACUUCAACUACAGGAUGAGAGAAAUGCCAGCUGUGGGACGUGGUCUUGACAGCUUCCGUCAGGCCUCUCAAGAACGCUUUGAUAGAAGAUCCUAUGAACGGGAUGGGCCCCCACACAGAGGGGAAUUUCCGAGACCUGCUGAGAUGUUUGAGGACUACCCACGGGAUGACUUUCACAGAAGGGAGCGCCGGUCUCCUCCAGAGAGUUCGUUUAGGUUCCGUGAAGGUUCACAGCGGUCCUAUUUUGACGGUCCACAUGAGGACAACGCUCGUGACUUUCACCCUGCUCAGACCCGCUUUAUGGAGGACCGAAGAACCCCUCCCUCCAGCCUUGAUAAAAUCGCCUCCACUCUUCUUCACCUGGUGUCACACAAAUGAAAGUUUUCAUGUGUCUAAUUGUUUUUUUAUUGUCAUUAUUAGAAUAUGAAAUGAAUAGAAAACACUUUUUUUCAAGUGGCUGUUAAAAACAAAUACUGUACGGUUAAUUGAGCAAGCCAAGUCUUGCAAACACAUUAAAAAUGUCAUGGCUAAGAUUGCAUCAGGUAGUUUAUUAACCUUUUAUGAACGUUUUUCCAAAUGGGACAGACAUGGUUGCAACCUUUUAAAUGUAUUAAAACUUUGUUGUAAAGGAUUCAUUUAGUAGUGUGUGUGGAAUACCAUGAAAGUCUGGCCGAGGCUGACUAUGCGUGAGGUAAUUAUUCAUCAACAUGAAAAUUGUGGAGAAGGUAUUAUUUACAAAUAGAAUUGUAUGAGUAGGUCUGGAUUAUAUUUUAGAUGUCCUCUGAUUAACAGGUACAGAAUGUAGGAAAUGUUUUUGAGUCACUGAGGUGUUAAGACGCUACACCAGUGGUUCUCAAACUGUGGUACGGGUACCACUGGUGGUAUGCGGACUCUUUGUUGUGGUACUCUGGGAGUCUCCAAGAUAUUUUGUUUCAUGACAAAAUAAUCACUUCAAAUGAUUCAAAUAUAUACAGUUGAGGCCAACAUUAUUAGCCCCCCCUUGUGAAAUCAGACACAAUCCUCUGUUUAUGAAAAUGACCAUUUCCAAAAAUAUGCAUGGUUUAUAUGAUUACAAAAGAGAAAAGACAGCAUGCCCACAAAGUUUGAUGAUAAUUUCUUACUCAUGCUCUGAUAAGAAAUGGAAAAAUUGACAUGUUCAAAAUUAUUAACCCCCUGACCAUUAAUAGUCAAUAUAGUCAGGGGGCCAAUUCUGAAAAGGGCUUCCGUUAAGACUUAUGCGGACAUGUUUUGGUACAUACUGUCACCCUAUUUUUUUAGUUAGAAGAAGAAGAAGCUUUAUUAUUUUGCCUCGUCGCUGAACGCACCAUCAAACAAAUCGGUAUCGUUAUGAUCUUCACUUAUAAUUUACCAAAAUUGCUGAAUAUCGUGUCCAUUGGUGUAAGCUGCAAAAGUAAACCCUAGCCUAACGUUACACAUUACUGUGGGUGUAUCCCAAUUUCUGAAAUACUUUAGAACUUCAAAUUCUGCAAAACCAAAGAUCGUAUAGUUACUUGUGAAAUGUGAAAAGUGACUUCUGUUCUUCGUUUAUUUUCUCACAUAUGUUGUACAAUAAAUCAAACCACCAGUGA
Sardina pilchardus (European sardine) is the source of this 3918-nucleotide messenger RNA. RefSeq lists its product as uncharacterized. The transcript has 14 exons. Bases 113 to 2707 code for a protein of 864 amino acids. Lineage: Eukaryota; Metazoa; Chordata; Actinopteri; Clupeiformes; Clupeidae. The record is from RefSeq and is a predicted model, not a curated record.